AUGUACACAAUUAAUUUGACUGAUGAAAAACCAGAUGAAAAAAAAGUUCCCGGUGGUGAUAUUCUUUACAGAAAAACUUUGAAAGUACAUAAGAAAUAUCAACCGCUAUUUGGUGAAAGAAUAGAUGUUAUUACGCCGAAAGAAUAUGCCGAAAUAUGCGAUAUCCAUGAGCUUCCAAGUAUCUCUAAAACGAAUUUGGAUGGCUGUACAAAUGAGGUACUGCCUUACAUUAUACAGAAGAUUAAGAUGUGGGGAUGCGGUGCACUUACAGCAAGUAGUAUUUCAAGACUGUUAAAAGAAUCUAAGAUGCCUUCAUAUACUGCAAAGUCAAAAAAAAAGCAUUCAUUCGGAAAAGCACUGAGUUCAACCCUUGACAAAGAGUUAGAUAAUGCAGCUAUAGCAUCAUCAAAUACAUCGGAAUGGAAUAGAAAUCCAUUGAAUCGAUUUGAUUGUAUUGUUAGAAUACUUAGCUCUGCAGAAUGUACUGUAUCUCAAGAUAUUCUACGAAUAAUGGCAAAAUUUCCAAUGACUCUACCUCUUAUAAUGCCAGACAUUGAGCAAGAAAAUGAAUUUAAAGUGAUGCUUCCACUCCUUACUGGCCCUGUAAUCAAACAGGAAGUUAAAUAUAGCGUGAUUGCUGAAAAUCAUCUUUUUUUAAAUCCAUUCAAGUUGCUUGUCGCUCUGCGGCUUGGCACGAAUUAUCUAUCAGGGAAAAGUACAAUUCUCAAUCAAUUGAUGGCAACAGAACACAUGUUUUCAUCAAGUAGUGAGCCUGGCGCGUCACGAGGUCAACCAUAUACCCUUUCUGGAAGUGUGGAAUUUGUUUGGCUUACUUAA
Acaulospora morrowiae is the source of this 837-nucleotide messenger RNA. The record is from the annotation of a GenBank genome assembly. Lineage: Eukaryota; Fungi; Glomeromycota; Glomeromycetes; Diversisporales; Acaulosporaceae.